GGACGGAGGAGAUUCCGGGAAAAGGCGGCGGUGCUGGUGCUGGACUCCACUGCUCUAGACCUCGGUGUACUCGGUCGUGCUGUUGUGUGUUUCCUCGGUCUGACGGCGGACAACAUUAAUAUUUAUACGGUUAUUCGGAUACGUCGGGGGAGCAAAGUUCAGAAAAUAGAAGAACACCACAAAAUGACAUCGGACAGCAGAGCCAGCAAAGCCCUCCAGGUAAAGAGGGAGUGUGGGGAGAACGUGCCUGUGUUGUCGGACAGUGAGCUCAUGUCUCUGUCAGUGCGCGAGCUGAACCUGCACCUGCGUGGUUUAUCCAGAGAGGAGGUCCAGAAGCUGAAGCAGAGGCGGCGUACUCUGAAGAACCGUGGUUAUGCAGCCAGCUGCAGGGUAAAGCGUGUGUCCCAGCGCGAGGCUCUAGAGCAGCAGAAGAAGGAACUUCAGCGCGAGGUAGAAAGGCUCGGGGCGGAGAACGCAGGCAUGAGGCGAGAACUAGAGGGGCUUGGAGCUCGCCUAGCUGCCCUGCAGCGCUUCGCCCGCAGCCUUGAUUCUGCAGGGGGCAGCAUUCUUACUGCGACGCCUCGCCUUAACACCGCCUCGGUCAUCACCAUAGUGAAGAGCCCACAGCAAGGCCAUGCUCACAGAGAACAAGAAGCAUCCUAGAGUCAUUAACAACCCUCCCUCCACACACACACAAACACACACAGGUGCAAACCAGAUAGAUGACGAACCGGAUGACUGGACUCUUAAAGUAUGAAUAGGACGACUGGCAAACGUUAGGGUAUGAUGUAAUAGCUGUUAGCUUCAGAGUGAUGCAGGCAUGCUUUCAAAGUCUUCCUGCAUCAUGCCAUGCAUUUAGCCCACCACUGUGUUCUAUUCACAUUGUGCAUUGGUGAACUCAGAACGUCCAGGAUUGGGCUCUGUGCCCUAUUGCCUCAAAAUAUGUUUUUUUAAUAUUUAAAAUAAUUGUUUCUUUGGUUUUGUAGGUGAUAUAUUUGUUGUUUUGAACUGUAGAAUUGUGAAGGUAAACCUCAGUCCUUGUGUAAUGUUUGGCUUAUUACCAGUAUAAAUUAGAUAUGACUAAGUGAUUCCUAUAUGUUUACCUAUAUAUUAAAAUACAGAUGUUUAUUAUAAAUGUGUUUUCUGGUCUCACAUGGAAAACUAAGUCCUAAAAAUAAACCCAUUAACUUAUAAAUCUGAAGCAAAAAUGUCUUGAUGCUUUGAGGAAAGGUCAGUGAUUUGAGGAAGCUACAGAUUUAGCUGAAGCUCAAUUAAAAACUAUAACCAAAUUAAGCUUGUCCCUUCUGUUUUCUAAAUAAAAGGCAAGUCGACCGUCUCUUUGUGCCGAUUGGUUGAAUACAGCCAGCCACCGUUGACCUGGUAUCGCUGACUUCCAACUUUUACUAAAUUUGCUGGAAUAAAUUAUGAUUACUGCUAUUGAUUAACAGAAUGUCAGGCCAAUGUAAGCUUUAUACAUUCCUAUAUGCGUCUUUUUUAUUAUUUUAUAAACUAAUCUUUAAGAGUUAUUUUAUCUGUAUUUAAAUGAAGUCCUAAAAGCUAAAGAGUGCUGUGAUUUAAAGUCCAAAUACUGCUUAUUGUGUGACUAGUUUGGGAAUAUUCUCACGUCUGUUUAUUGUAAAGGGUAUCAUUUGUAUUCGGUGUGACUAUUGUAAUGAGCAUUUAAGCUAUGCCAGUGUUUUCCACUCCUGCUUCUGAAGUGACAGGACAAGUUAGCAGGGAAGUCCUGGUCCGAUACAGAUUAUGAAUAUUGACACCAGGGCUGCUAUUGGCGUACAUGUUGGAUCAGUUUGGAUACGACAUCUGACCCAGGUGAACGCAGCAUAUGAAAUAUGUUAAAGGACAAACACCAGCAUGUUGUCUGGUCUGCAAAACUUGGUUAACAUCAGCAUUGUAUUAAGAUUGGAACAGUGGAAAUCCUUCAGGAUAAAUUGAGGCAGUGUAGAAUCAGGACUGGAAAACAGCAGUGGAGAGCUAGCCUUUGACUGGAAUAAUAUCCAGUAUGUGUCAGGGCUGUAUUUGUGCUAUUAAAGUAUAGUGGCUUGUUUGUAGUACUAUUUUUGUAUUUGAAAUGCAGAAUAUUUAUAAUGACGAAAUCAUUCUGUAAGUUUAGAAAGUUUCACAUCAGGGUAAGAGAAGCGAAAGACAAAAAAAGAGCUGGGAAACGAUGGAUAAUAAAGGGCUUUAUGGAGGUAGGGCAGGUGGUUCUGGAAGUGCUAGAAAGAAGGAGACGGGCAUGAUUUGUGGUAGUAAAAUUAACCCAUGGUUGACAUGAGAAUGGUCAACUAUUAGCCUUACUAACUAGCUGAGAAAAGGUUUUAUGCUGCAAAUGUAUUUGCUUAUUGUAUUUAUAUGUUGAACCAUUUUAUUGCUGAAUUCUAUCAAAUGGUAAAGCUAUUUCAACAGUAAAUAUUGAACAUUUGAUUUAACACAACUUGUUCUCACUUUUUGGUUCUAAACAUGCUGGAUGUUUGUAAAGUAUCAAAACACAAGUCCUGUGUAUUUAUUAUGAAUAUUUUUGUAUUGUCAAAUAUUGUCUAUUUUACGCUAUUCAUUUAAAUAAAUGUAUAUAUUGUACAGAGAACUGUGUGCUCAUUAAAAGAAGCCUU
Trichomycterus rosablanca is the source of this 2627-nucleotide messenger RNA. RefSeq names its product v-maf avian musculoaponeurotic fibrosarcoma oncogene homolog F (gene maff). The coding region runs from base 184 to 663 and encodes 159 amino acids. Gene Ontology annotation, cellular component: nucleus. Gene Ontology annotation, biological process: regulation of epidermal cell differentiation; regulation of transcription by RNA polymerase II. The transcript is spliced from 3 exons. Lineage: Eukaryota; Metazoa; Chordata; Actinopteri; Siluriformes; Trichomycteridae. Gene Ontology annotation, molecular function: RNA polymerase II cis-regulatory region sequence-specific DNA binding; DNA-binding transcription factor activity, RNA polymerase II-specific. The record is from RefSeq and is a predicted model, not a curated record.